AGCAGUUCCUGGACAGUAACUGGCCAAUCAAUGUUUCUGCAGUUACGAAAGUAUACAUUUCAACCAAUGAGAUUGCUGACCGGCAUCUGACAGCCAGCCCCCUGGAAUGUCCACUGACCAAUCAGCGCGCUCUGGGGGCGGGACUUAACGCCUCCACCUGCUGUUACAAACAUUGGGAAGUCAAUGUCAAGCACCCAGCCGCAGCUGAUGCGUGAGAGGCGGCCAGAGGAGUUUUUAUUGCACUUCAUUAGCGAAAGAGCGUAACAGGUAAGCUGUGUGGAUCAGGAGGAUUUCAGGAUAAAGCAGGGGAUUGUCUGUGUGGAGCAGAUCACAGCAGGAACUAAAGUCAGCCUUUACUCACAACCACAUUUAAAGCCUCCGGAGGUUUCAACUUUCUCCUUCAUUUUUUUAUCAAAGGAUUACGUCAUGGUCAGGUAGUUCCUGGAAGUAAUGGGUUUUUUUAAGCAGCUCUACCUCCUGCUUUGGAAGAAUGUCACAUACCGCAGAAGAAACAAGGUCCAGCUCAUCAUCGAGCUCCUCUGGCCACUCUUCCUCUUUUUCAUCCUCAUCUCCGUCCGUCAUUCACACCCUCCUUACAAACAAGGCCAAUGCCACUUCCCAAACAAAGCCUUGCCAUCAGCAGGCACUUUGCCCUGGCUCCAAGGCAUCGUCUGCAACAUCAACAACCCCUGCUUCCACAGCCCGACACCAGGGGAGACACCAGGACAAGCUGGCAACUUUGACAACUCCAUACUGUCACGACUGCUUGUGGAUGCUCAGACGCUUCUGUCCUACAGUGGAAACAGCAGCUUCUCAGGCUUUCAGGACCUGAUGGAUAGCGUCCGGCUGCUGGGAGAAAGACUUGGAUCAUUACCAACGCUCCCUGUUAAAGAAUGUCUGAGACCCAAUGAGACAUUUUCCAACUUUCUCCGGACCAAUGGCAGCCUGUCAUCUGAGACUGUGGAUCAGCUGAUGAACGCUCAUCUUAAUUUUCAGACUACUUUGACUUUCACCCGGAUACCGCUGAAGGAGAUAGUGUGCAAUGCGAGCAUGCUGGACCAGUUUCUGACGGUAGAAGGGCGAGCAGCCAACAUGACUGAUCUCCAGACUCAGCUAUGUGACCUUCCAGCUGAUGUCCUGCAGGAAGCUGAGCGUCUGUUCCUCUCUCAGCUCGAACUCUCCAAGUUCCUUACGAGAGACCGUCUGAUGGCCAAUGCUGGAGACCUGUGGGUCAUUAGUCAGACCAUAAACUCCGUUUCCCAGGAGCUGGCUGUACUCCUUGAUGAUUUCUCAACCCUCACUAGCUUUGCAGAGAUGAGCGCUGCUAUAGUCCUUUUGAGCCCUGAAAAUCGCACAGCGAGGCCGAUGGAAAGUUUUAGAGCUUUUUCGAGGAUUGUAUGCGGUCACCCUGAGUCUGGUGGAGAACGUAUCCCAUCGCUCAACUGGUAUGAAGACAAUGACAUCAAGUCUUUCCUGGGCAGAGACGGCACAGAGGACGUGGAUCCGGACACCAAUAACUACACAACUCCGUUCUGUAGAAAUAUGAUCCAAAGCCUGGAGGCCAACCCUAUGUCCCGCAUCGUGUGGAGAGGAAUUAAACCUCUGUUCAUCGGGAAACUUCUUUACGCGCCAGACACUCCUGUAAUACAGAAAGUCAUGAAAGAGGUGAACAAGACUUUCGAGGACCUGCAGAUACUCCAGGGGGUGAAUGAAGCCUGGAAGGAGAUGGGACCACAAAUCAAGAACUACAUGCAGACGAGUGUAGAGAUUCAGCUGCUGAAGGAUUUGCUGCAACGUCCAGAGAUUGCUGUGAUGGUAAACAUGCGUUUGGCAAACACACGCUGGACUGCUUCCCAGAUUGCCCACUUCCUGUCUACACCCCCAGUAGACACUCCAAGGGAAUCUGGUGCACCGUCUACCUGGAUGGACCUCUACAACGACCUCGGCUUCACCAUCAGCACUUUGGCACAAAUCACUGAGUGUUUCUCUUUGAACAAACUGGAGGGACUGGAGACGGAGGAGGAUCUGAUUGACAGAGCGCUGGAGCUGUUGGAGAACCGGCAGUUUUGGGCAGGUGUGGUUUUUCAACUGCCCAACACCUCCUUGUUUGAGCUGCCGCCCCAUGUUGUGUACAAGAUCCGCAUGGACAUAGAUGAUGUGACUCGCACCAACAAGAUCAAGGACAGGUUUUGGGACCCUGGUCCGGCUGCUGACCCAUUCAGUGACAUGCGCUACAUUUGGGGUGGCUUCGUCUACAUUCAGGACAUGGUUGAGGGAGCCAUGAGCAGCAUACUAACUGGAGUUAAACAGACUACGGGCAUAUACGUCCAGCAGAUGCCCUACCCCUGUUACGUGGAUGACGUUUUUCUUCGAGUGCUGAACCGCUCCCUGCCUCUCUUCAUGACGCUGGCCUGGAUCUACUCCGUGGCCAUGAUCAUCAAAAGUAUGGUGUACGAGAAGGAAGCCCGGCUGAAGGAAACCAUGAGGAUCAUGGGUCUGAGUACAGGGACACUUUGGCUCGGCUGGUUCAUCAGCUGCAUGGUUCCCUUCUUGAUUUCCGCAGUGCUUCUUAUUGCUCUGCUCAAGUGGGGUGUCAUAUUGCCAUACAGCGACCCGGUUGUCGUCUUCUUCUUCCUCACGGCGUUUGCCACUGCCACUAUCAUGCAGUGCUUCCUCAUCAGUACUUUCUUCUCCAAGGCAAACCUGGCUGCUGCCUGCGGAGGACUCAUCUAUUUCAGCUUCUAUCUGCCUUACGUACUGUGCGCAACCUGGAGAGACUACCUCACUUCUACACACCGAAUUGUAGCCAGUUUCCUAUCUCCAGUGGCCUUUGGCUUUGGUUGCGAGUACUUAUCUAUGUUUGAAGAGCAAGGCCUGGGUCUCCAGUGGUACAACCUGCAAGCCAGUACUGUGGAAGGAGACAAGUUCAGCUUCACCACCUCCAUAAUGAUGCUUUAUUUGGAUGCCUUUAUCUACUCUAUUGCAGCCUGGUACAUUGAAGCAGUUUUUCCCGGUGAUUACGGGAUCCCCAGGCCUUGGUAUUUUAUCUUCCAGCUCAACUACUGGGGCGGAGUUCCUCUUGAAGCGGGGAUGCCCAUCCCGUCAGCCCCCACAGACCAGGACGAAGAUCACAUUGAGCCUGAACCCUCUAAUAUGAACCUGGGUGUGAACAUCAGAAAUCUGGUAAAGAUCUACAAGAAGGGAGGGAAAAUUGCUGUCAACCAUCUCAACCUGAAGUUCUACGAGGGCCAGAUCACCUGCUUUCUUGGUCACAAUGGAGCUGGCAAAACCACCACCAUAUCUGUCCUGACCGGCCUGUUCCCCCCCACCUCUGGGACCGUGUACAUCAAGGGCAUGGACAUCCGCUAUGACAUGGACAUCAUCAGGACCACACUGGGAGUUUGUCCACAGCACAAUGUCUUGUUCGAUGCACUCACAGUGGAGGAGCAUGUGUGGUUUUAUGGGUGUCUUAAGGGUUUGUCUGAAGAAAGGGUGAAGGCUGAACUUGACACUUUGCUGGAGGAUGUCGGCCUUUUGCACAAACGCCAUGAACAGACCAAAAACCUCUCUGGUGGCAUGCAGAGGAAGCUGUCUGUGGCGAUAGCAUUUGUUGGAGGUUCAAAAGUGGUUGUCCUGGAUGAGCCCACGGCUGGUGUUGACCCGUACUCUCGCAGAGGGAUCUGGGAUCUGCUGCUCAAAUACCGCAAAGAUCGGACCAUCAUUCUGUCCACACAUUACAUGGAUGAGGCCGAGCUGUUGGGCGACCGGAUCGCCAUCAUCUCCAAGGGGAAGCUGUGCUGCUGCGGAUCUCCGCUCUUCCUCAAGUCUCGCCUGGGAUCUGGCUACUACUUAACUGUGGUGAAGAAGGAGGAAAUGAACACCAACACUCCCAGCAGCUCUAGUAUCUGUACCAGUACCAGCUCUAGCACCAACAAACUUCCUCCUAUGGUCAAGGACAGUGAAUCAUCCUUGAGUGAAGACACUGGACUUGGAAGUGAGGAGUGCAGCCCAUACCUGGCAGCUUUGCUCUCCCUGGUGCAGCAGCAUAUCCCUGGUGCCCGGCUAGUGGAGGAGACUAGAAGAGAGGCCGUGAUCAACCUGCCACAGACAGCCGCCAAAGACAGCAGCCUGGCCGUCGUCUUAUCUAAACUGGACCAAAAGCUUCCUGAGCUGGGCAUCAGCAGCUAUGGCCUGUCAGACAGCACGCUGGAGGAGAUUUUCCUGCAAGUUGCGGAGGAAACCGGUGUGGACAGGGAACCUGAUCCUCAGGGAGGAUCCCCUAACACACAACAUCCACCGGAGCAAGGAACUGGAGGGCAACCUGCAGAAGAGCAACCUGCUGAAGAGCCAGAGACAGGACGGAAAAGACUUCGUAAAAGAGACGCUCAGGAGACGGAGCUGCUGAGUGGAGAUGGUCAAGGUGGGGAGCCUGUGACGGGCGUGUGGCUGAUCUGGCAGCAGCUGAGAGCUCUCUUUGUCAAGCGCUGGCUUUACACUCGGAGGAGCCGCAGGGGAUUCCUCGCGCAGAUUGUUCUGCCUGCUAUGUUCGUGCUCAUCGCUUUGUUCUUCAGCCUCAUUGUUCCUCCAUUUGGGACUUACCCUUCCCUUCAGUUGCAGCCCUGGAUGUAUGGAGAACAGUACACGUUUUUCAGCAAUGAUGACCCUGGGAACCCGGCCACGGAGAACCUACUGGAAGCUCUGCUGGACCAGCCAGGUUUUGGUACUAGGUGCAUGGAAAAGGAGGAACAGGACCACAACACGAGCCAUCAAUGUGAACUGGAGCGGGGUGGCAGGUUUCAGAGACCACAGGUAUCUUUCUCCACCUGGCAGAUGUUCAGCAGAGGCAACUGGAGCAGAGACAAUCCCUCUCCCGGGUGUCAGUGCAGCACAGAGGACGUUCUCCGGAUGCUCCCUGACUGCCCCGAGGGGGCUGGUGGGCUUCAGCCUCCACAGAUCAAGAGGGCAACAGGAGACAUCCUCCAAAAUCUAACAAGUUAUAACAUUUCUGAUUACCUGGUGAAGACCUACCCUCAGAUCCUCAAGAAAAGCCUGAAAGCCAAGAAUUGGGUGAAUGAAUUUCGAUAUGGUGGCUUCUCCCUCGGCGGCAAGGCCUCCACGACUGAACCUCAGGUCGAACAUCUCCAAGACUCAGUUGUGGCAAUUAGGACACGUUACCGAGUCCCGCAGAACAGUUCACUGGAUCAUUUGCUGGACAGGUUGCCGGAGUUCCUAGGAGGAAUGCACAGUGAAAACAACGUGAAGGUGUGGUUCAACAACAAAGGCUGGCAUGCAAUGGUGUCGUUUGUUAAUGUAAUGCACAACGGCAUGCUGAGAGCGAGUCUGCCGCCCGGUCCGGAGAGGAUGAGACAUGGCAUCACUGUGUACAAUCACCCACUCAACCUCACCAAGGAGCAGCUCACCGAAGUGGCAAUGAUGACCACAUCAGUGGACGUUCUGAUUUCCAUCUGCGUGAUCUUUGCCAUGUCCUUCGUGCCGGCCAGUUUUGUCCUUUUCCUGAUUGAGGAGCGCGUCAGUAAAGCCAAACAUCUGCAGUUUGUCAGCGGAGUCAAACCGCUUCUCUACUGGCUGGCCAACUUUACCUGGGAUAUGCUGAACUACGCCGUCUCGGCUGCCAUGGUGGUGCUGAUCUUCAUCUGCUUCCAGCAGCAGUCGUACGUCUCGGAGACCAACCUGCCCGCUCUUAUCCUGCUCCUCCUGCUCUAUGGGUGGUCCAUAACUCCUCUGAUGUACCCAGCAUCCUUCCUUUUCACCGUCCCAAGCACUGCUUAUGUGGCACUGACCUCCAUCAACCUCUUCAUCGGCAUCAACGGCAGCAUCGCCACCUUUGUCCUGGAGCUGUUUGUGGAUGAGCAUCUGAACAAGGUCAACAUUAUCUUGAAGAAGGUGUUAUUAAUUUUCCCUCAUUUCUGCUUGGGACGAGGGUUAAUCGACAUGGCUAAGAACCAGGCCAUGACAGACGCCUUCCAGAGACUAGGCAACAAACAGACUCCAGACCCCCUUCAGUGGGACUUUGUGGGGAAGAACCUGUUUGCGAUGGCAGUUGAAGGUCUUAUUUUCUUCAUCUUCACCAUACUCCUGCAGUACAAGUUCUUCAUCAACUUACAAUCGAGGCCGUGGUGGAAAGAGCCGCAGCUGCCUCCUCUUGGUCCAGAGGACGAGGACGUGGCGAGAGAGCGGGAGAGGGUCAAAAGUGGCAAAGCCCAAUCAGACAUUCUCACCAUGACAGACCUGAGCAAGGUUUAUAAAGCGGGCAAAAUGCCAGCCGUGAAUCGUCUUUGUCUUGGUAUUCCCCGCAGCGAGUGUUUUGGCCUGCUUGGGGUGAAUGGAGCAGGAAAGACGUCUACAUUUCGUAUGCUGACUGGAGACACACCCAUCUCACAUGGAGAGGCUUUCCUCAACCAGCACAGUGUGUUGACGGAGAUGGCGCAAGUCCACCAGCUGAUGGGUUACUGUCCGCAGUUUGAUGCCAUCAGUGACCUCCUGACGGGUCGGGAACAUCUGGAGCUGUACGCCCGCCUGCGGGGGGUGCCAGAGCACUCCGUCGCCAAGGUGGCACAGUGGGGGGUGAAGAAGCUGGGACUGAGCCAGUAUGCAGAGCAGGAGGCCGGAGGAUACAGCGGAGGCAACAAGAGGAAACUCUCUACAGCCAUCUCCCUCAUCGGGGCCCCGCCUGUUAUAUUCCUGGAUGAACCGACCACUGGCAUGGACCCAAAAGCCAAAAGGUUCCUGUGGAACUGCAUCCUCAGUGUCACCAAAGAGGGCAGAGCUGUGGUCCUCACCUCCCACAGUAUGGAGGAGUGUGAGGCUCUCUGCACCAGGAUGGCCAUCAUGGUCAACGGCAGGUUUCAGUGUCUCGGAUCUGUCCAACACCUGAAGAACAGGUUUGGUGAUGGAUACACCAUCAUCCUCCGUUUGGCAGACCCUAAAGCGGACCCCGACGAGUGUCCCGCCAAUGACUACAUGAACAAGUAUUUUCCUACUAUUGAGCUGAAGGAGUGGCACCACAACGUGAUCCAUUACCAGCUGCCCUCACAGGCCUGCUGCCUGGCUCGCAUCUUUGAUGUGCUGGCCAACAACUACGAGGAGCUGGGCAUCGUGGACUUCUCUGUCUCACAGACCACCCUGGACCAGGUGUUUGUCAGCUUUGCAAAGGAACAGACGGAUGAUGACAACCUCGCAAAUGUAGUCAUUGGCAACGGGUCAUCGCAACUAAGCUUAUCCAACCGACUGAAGGCCCCCACCGUCCAACCGCAGCCGCCAAUUACGCCUCCUCAGAGCAAGAAAACUCAACCUCAGCCUGAAAAAUCCCCCGAGCGCAGUGCAAACGCAGGUAAACCCAAAAAGGCCAAAGCCAGCAAGGCCAAGUCCAACGAAGAAAAAAGCAGCAUUGCUAUGAGCAAGUUACCACGGGCAGAAGAGAAGGUGGAGGAGGUGGGCAGCAGCGGCUCAAACAGCAGCAGCGAUCGGAGGGGGUCCGGUAAAUCGAGAUCCAAACACAGCGCGGCAAGUUCCAGCAAAGAUGCCUCUUCGCUCUUCAUAGUCGGCACUAAGUCACAUGACAGCGAGCUGUGAUGCGGGAUGAGGCAGCACGAGUGGACCAAAGACAUCUUUUUAUUAUUCCCUUUAUUCUCAUCUGAAUGCUGCUCAGUGUUCUCAGCAACAUGGUACAACUGAGCUUUUACAUGUCAGUCGGUCAAAAGAGAAAAGUGGAAACAAAUGUCUAAAGUUAAAUUGAGAAAAACAAAAAAGAUGGUUAUUUCUCUUAAUGGAUGUGGUGCCUUUUUCACGUUUUCACACAUCAGUAGCUGUAAACUUUGCACCUGAGAUCAUAAAUCUGGAAGUAUUAACCUCAUCUGUCCAAAUGGUCUAUUUAACCUGGAAAUACAACACAGGUCUGGGUUUUUCUCAGGAUUCAAUCAGUAGAUCUCUUAGUCUUUAUUCUCCAGAGAGCACUUUAACGAAGAAAAUGCUGCAAAAGUCACAGUAGCUGAAAAAUUGUUUCAUGUCAUUAUUGAGAGGAUUUUAUAGUUUAUAGAAAGCUUUUGAGGAGUUCUUGCAGGACAGUUUACAGUAUGUUUGACCUUUUUAUUAUUAUAUUGUUGUUUCAUAAAUCCAACUUUUAUUUUGUUUUUAAAUCUGUUGAUUAUUUUUUAAAUAUAUUUAUUUAUUCUAUCAGGUAUUUAGUUGUAGUUGCUGUCUGUUUGAGGCUGUUGUACGUGUUUCCUUGGUUACUUGUCUUUAACAGAGGUCAUUAUUGUUUUUUUUCAUAUCAUUAUAUGUCAAAUGUUUUUAAAUGAGACAACCAAGCUCUUGAAAGUUUUGAAAACUUUAUUUAAUUGCUGAAAUUUUGAACUGGUAAAAACUUGUGAUAUGCAGAUGUGACUCCACAUUGUUUUAACUGUGUUAUAAAUCAUAACGUUGCCAAACUCUGCAAGUCAAAUAAGAAAAAGAAAAAAAAAUGAUACUGAACAAUCAAAGAAAACCAGAUAGAAAUAUGUUGCUUUUGGUGAAGAGUUUUACUGUAAGACUAUUUAUGCAUUUAUUCAUUUUCUAAACAAAUAUCUGAAUGUUUAAAGCAAGCUGUUACUGCACUGCAAUGCACCAUUACAUAUUUAAAAGAUUACUAUAGUAACUUUAGGGAUCGCAUGAGACCAAAAUAAUAUCAAAAACCUAUGUUUCAACUGCAUCAGAUACUUUGAUAAAAUUCUUAAGAAGUAAACUGGUUCAGAAAUUAUGCAAAACUGAAACUCUUAAGCUGGAUCAAAUGAAAUCAGGAGACUCAAUUUGAAAUGAGGCUCUUUGUACUGCUGAAUGUACACGUCUACUUGAACAUUAUUUAUCUGUGCAUUUACUGUAAAAUGUACAUUAUAUCCCAAAAAUCUUUUAAAAUAAUAAAAUAAAUAAAGGUAUUUAAUUUUCAGCAUCUUUUUUUUUUUUUACUCUGUUGGUAGUUUGUUUUUUGAUUAGUCAUGGGAAGUCGUCAUGAGUUUUUUCUUUGUCAGAAUAAAGAAGAAUAUUCUCCAUGCAGAAAAAAUGUCCUCUUUAUGUUUACUCUGCUGUUACUCUGAUGUUUCUGUUGCUGGUCAUCUGCUUAAAGGACAAAAGAGAAAAUAAAUAACUUUUCCCCUGUAUCUUUAAACUGAACUCAUAUAAUUGAUGCACACCUGUCUGUAAAAACCUUCUAAAUUUACUUCAGUUAUAACAUUAUCAAUGGUAACUAUUUUAAAUUCACCUACAUAGUCUUGAAAUUUGGUUAAGGAAUAGAAAGUUGCAUUUUUGCUCAUGACAAACUGAAAUUAGAGACUCUAACUCCCAAAUGAUCUUUUCUUUUCUUAAAUCAAAGACUAGAAAAUCAA
Molecule: messenger RNA, 9377 nt
Organism: Cololabis saira (Pacific saury)
Lineage: Eukaryota; Metazoa; Chordata; Actinopteri; Beloniformes; Belonidae
Gene: abca7
Product: ATP-binding cassette, sub-family A (ABC1), member 7
Exons: 51
Coding region: 451-7593 (2380 amino acids)
Biological process (GO): lipid transport; transmembrane transport
Cellular component (GO): membrane; intracellular membrane-bounded organelle
Molecular function (GO): lipid carrier activity; ABC-type transporter activity; ATP hydrolysis activity
Source: RefSeq, a predicted model, not a curated record